Molecule: messenger RNA, 855 nt
Organism: Penicillium verrucosum
Lineage: Eukaryota; Fungi; Ascomycota; Eurotiomycetes; Eurotiales; Aspergillaceae
Product: 3-hydroxyacyl-CoA dehydrogenase family protein
Exons: 1
Coding region: 1-855 (284 amino acids)
Biological process (GO): fatty acid metabolic process
Molecular function (GO): oxidoreductase activity, acting on the CH-OH group of donors, NAD or NADP as acceptor; NAD+ binding
Source: RefSeq, a predicted model, not a curated record
AUGCCAUCAACCCCAUGGACCAGGCCUGACACAAGCACACGCCCAAUCGCCGUAAUCGGCGGUGGCGUGAUGGGCCGACGAAUCGCUAUGAUGUGGAUAGCCUCUAACUUCACGGUAAUCCUGUGCGAGAAAGAGCUCCAAUCCGGCAACGCCGUGAAAUACGUCCAGGAACACGAAGCCGAACAAGCCGGCCUGCAAGGCACGGAACCCGCCGAGUUGAAAGCAACAACCUCGCUACAAGAAGCCGCGGGGAACGCAUGGAUGGUCGUCGAAGCCGUCCCGGAGAAGCUGGAGUUGAAGAUCGAUCUCUUAGCGGAGCUGGACAAGAUCACCCCGCCGGACUGCAUAAUCGCCAGCAACUCAUCGUCCCUUCGGUCCAGCCAGAUGAUCGUCAAAACGGAGAAAAAUUACCGCAUCUGCAAUGGUCACUACUACAUGCCGCCGGACCAGACGUACUUCGAGCUGAUGUCGUGUGGCCACACGGAUCCUGACGUCUUUCCGUUUUUGAUGGAGAAGGCUACUCAGGCUGGGUUCAAGCCUGUGCAUGCUCAGGGUGAUUCUACUGGGUUGAUUUUCAAUCGCAUCUGGGCAUCGCUUAAGCGGGAGAUUUUGCUUGUCUUGGCUGAGGGUAUCAGUGAUGCUCAGACCAUUGAUGAUAUGUUCAAGAGUUGGUUCAAGGCUACCAAGGGUCCUUGUCUGAUGAUGGAUACUGUUGGCUUGGAUACUGUGUACAAUAUUGAGGUUGUGUAUAGCCAGCAACGUCAAAUGGAUACCACUGCCAUGAAAUGGCUGAAGGAGAAUUAUGUUGACAAGGGCAAUCUGGGGGCCAAGGCUGGAAAGGGUUUACUUGGAUGA